UCGAAGUUCGUUUUAAUUUUUUUACGAUCGUAUUUCGUCGCGAUCCAUAAAGCCGUUCCGUAUGUAUUUGUUUUACGAUCGAACUACGUCGAUCAUAUAAAUCUCUUCUCUUGAACGAACUCGUAUCGCGCGUUGUAUAGCCAUGUAUAUUCAUAUAUAUAUAUUUAUGUAUGUACGUACGUACACGUUCCCUUCCUACUCGAAUUACUUGCGCUUAUUAACGCUGACGUAAAAUAUUAAAACGGUCGUGUAACGGGCGCAACAGACUGGUACCCCACGUGCUUCGUUAAUUAUAAUAUCUGCCCACACCUCGUGGUCGAUCUAUUCAGUAUUAAUCUGCACUGAGUCCUAAGGAUUAGAAUCGUAUCGCACGAAAUCGAGAUUACGCGUGGGUCGUAUCGAAAGAUCAUGGAAAGCGCGACGAGGCUUUCGUAUAUUCGUUGAUUUAUGCUCGAUUCGCAAAAGCCUUCUGGAUUAAUGAAAAGUAAGGGAAAGUUUACGAACAGGAAUAUAAAUAGUUGAUAUUUAUGUAAUGAUUAGAAAUAUAUUACAGAAUGAUAUUAUAGAGAAGAUUAAAGGAACGAGUUUAAAGAAUUAUGAAUUAAUCGACUCUUCAUAUAAUAUUUUUAUCCAUUCAUUCAUUUCAUAUCGUUAUAUAAUUAUUUAUUCUAAUCCGAUAUUCAGUUUAUAUUUAUUUUGUUAAAUUUACUAUGCGAAGUUUACGCGCAUAUACACCUACAUAUCGAAAGAUAUUUCUUUUUUUAAAGUCUUGCGUAACAGAAGGACGAACCUAUCGUGCAAGAAGCGAUCAUGGAUGAGAGUUUGGGUCACGUCUCUCAACAUUCACGCACGUACGCGCAAACAUAUACACAAAGCAAAAUACCCGUAAACAAGCAAAAUACACCAGCUUAACAGCAGCACCGUUCUUCGUGUAUCGGACAGUAGCAUCGUCGUCGGCGUAGGUAGUAAAAGCUAUGGAGAAGAUUAAGUUGAGAAGGAUUUUCGUCGUGGCAAAAGCUCGUAAAUAAACACAUCCAACAUCGAUUCCUUUGAUCGUUCGAAAGUUCGAAAGCCGAUGACACUCCCUGACCAACGUCAAGAAGAUUGAGAGGCAAGACAUUAGACUUUCUGAGAGUUGAAAGAGAAGAGGAAAAUAAGAGGCAGAAGAAGAGGAGGCGGAGUAGGAGGAGGAAGACGUCUUUCGUCUCUUCCCGUAGAAGACGAUGCCGUUCAUCGUAUUCUCGAAGAACCAUAAGAAACGUUGUCAUUUGCUGAGAGGAGCAGAAGAAGAAGAAGAGGAAGAAGAAGAAGAAGAAGAAGAGAAAGAAGAGGAGGAAGAGGAGGAGAAAAAGGAAGAAAAGGACAGAAAUGAAGUCAAAGUGGCGCUGGUAGACCCGCGAAGGCUUUUAUAUGCACGAGAAACGCUCUUUGCCGCUCACGGCGAGAUAUGAGCUCUAAAUUUAGCCGUAAGAAUUUUCGCAGCAUCUACACGCGUGGCUGUUCCCUCUAGUGACUACUAUUGCCGCUAUUCCGCGUCUUUUGCUUGAUUUUUACAGGACGAGUCACAUUGGGCUCGAAUUUAUACGAAGUCAAGUGUGCGGCUAAAGAGAGAUAAAGAGAGAGAGAGAGAGAGAGAGAGAGAGAGGGAGAGAGAAAGAGAAAGAGAAAGAGAGAGCGAGAAAAAGAGAAAGAGAGACCAAGAGCGGACACACGUUCGUUCUUUCUCUUUCUCUCAUUCUCAUCUCGCUCUCUUUACAAAGCUAGUUUCUCGCAUUAACAGUACUAAAAGAGUAUAUGUCUGUGUACAUCCGUCUGUGUGUCUGUUCGUAAGAAUAGAAGAAUAGUAGACGACGAGAAGAGCAUCUUUAUUUUCGGAUGACUCUCUGAAAAGAUGCUGAUCACCAAGUACACUACGAUACUGCUGCAGUCGACCAAUCAGCACAUCAUUAGAAGCGAUGUCUUCUUGGAACCGUAUCUGCAACAGCACGGGACCGUUCAGGUUGUCAGCUCGCCGAGCACGCCACCACCGAAUCCGCUCCAGCAUCAUCAACUUGCGCAGUUACAUCAUGGACAGAGCGAAGAGUCGCUUUCUUCGGAAGGCUCGGCCACCUCGGGAGGAUCUUCAGGCACCACGGAAGAUUCUGGCAGCGAGGUGGCAUGUGACAUAACGCUGAUCGAAAGACUCAUACGAUCCCAUCCGAUUUGGUUCCUCCCGGGUAUUCAAAGAGCUGGCGCUUUCCACUUGUUGCAAGGAAAGGAGGAAGGGAACUUCGUAGUCCGACAAUCGAGUCAAAGCGACACGAUGGCCCUUUCGGUGAGAUUACCAGCCGGGAAGGGACCUUACAUCGAGCACUACCUGAUCCAAGCCAACAAGGGGAAGUUGAGCUUGGAAACAAGUGAGAACAGGUUCGACAACAUCCCCUCAUUGAUAGCUCAUUAUUCCCAGUGCUGUGAUGAGUUGCCAGUGCAAUUGACGCUACCGAGAGCAAUGCGAGAGGCCAAGAAUAGGCAACAACUUUCGUCACUAGCACUUUUAGGUCAAGAAUUUUGGAGAUAUCCGAUGGCGAAUCCAAAACCACCGGAGAGCAGUAGUAGUAACACAUCGAGUUUAAGUAGUUUCCAUGGUUGUAACAACAAUCAUAAUAACAACAAUAACAAUGGUGGUACUCCGACGACAGAAAGCAUCGUUCUUAAUCUCGCACCUAUUUCAUCUCACGAUACACAAAAUUCGUCACCAACAAAUACAGGAACGACGUCGACGUUCGCUUCAUCCUUACCACGACAGCCAAGACCAACGCCACCGAAUACGCUUAAUCUGACAACUUUUAAUGAACCACUGGACGUAAAGAAAGAUCAACACGAAGUCAUGUCUCCGUGUGAGAAACUCUCGCAAAAAUUGAUCUCUCCGAACUUGGUGCAAAGCGUACGUUGCCCAUCACCCAUCGUUCAUAACGUCGAGAGCAACGUUCUUAGUCCCACUCAGGAUACUAAGGGAAACUUCGAGAGCACGAGAAACAUCCUUGAAACACCGAAGACGACGAUCGUCGAGUUUUCAAGAAGUAGCAAGUUUACCUCCAUCGGCACGUCGACAUCGAAUUUCCAUCAAAAUAUUUCCAACUUUAAUAAUCCCUCAUGCACGAAUUCACCUAUCAUAGCUGAUGGUCAGAUCGUUGGGCAAAACGUCAAAACUCCACCGCCACCACCACCAAGAUGGGCAAAACCUGGAUUAAGUCAAAAUCAAAGUAAUUUUACCGUGACCACAACCGUUACGUUCAAUGUCAAUCAAACUAACGACGUUAAUGUGUCACAGCAAAACACACCGACAGAAGCGAACACAUCAUUAUUGAGUCCACAAAGUGCAACAUCCAACAAGUCUCUCACAUCGAACUUUUCCAUAAAAUCACCUCUUUCGCCAACGAUGCCAGUGCUAUCACCCACAUCGAAAUUAGUCUCCAACGUCGGUAGCAAAACACCAAAUGUUCUUUCGCCCACGACACCAUCUAGCACAAGCAAGUCAAAACGACGACGUGAUCGCGAAGCUAGGAAGAAUUCCCAGCAUUAUCAAGAAUCUGAUAUCCUUGAUUCGUAUUACCGUAGCUCACCAGGUGAUAAAAUCUCAGACUACGAGGAUAUCUGGAACACAACCGAUCAAUCGAAUCACUCUACUUGGUCACCGAACGACAGACUCACACGUAACGAGCCAUCCGGUAAUGCUCAGGAUCGUUUAAGAAAUUCCAACGAUCGAUUGAUCGGUCAAGAGAGAUUAUUUAGUCCGAUCGAGAGAUGUCCCAAUCAGAGAGACGACAGAUUGACGGGGAACAAGCAGCUGAUCGUAAGAAACGAGAGGUUCAUUUUGAGAAAUGACAAGUCGGUUAUAAAUGAGAAACUCGGUUAUAAGGAAGUUACUAGUCCAGAAUUCAGUAGUUUUAAACCCGUUCCUGAAAUGAAAAAUACCGAACAGAUAUCACCUGAAGAAACAGGAAUGGGAAGAAGGCCCGAUUUACUCUCUAGAGUUUGUAGUGCCAAUUCGCUGAACAGUCCUAAUGCAGUGACACCGCCAAGAAAUAAACUAGGAUUGAUACUCGCCAAAUCAGAAAGCAAUAGUCCUCUAACACCUGAAUCGAAACAAGGUAGUCCAUUUUACGCGGAACCAGCUGAUGCGAUCGGUCAAAGCGCAGCGAUAAUACCAAGGAGAAGAUCGAAGAACAAUCCGGCAACAAAUAAAUAUCGUCAUAGCGAACCAGGCUGGCUACAAACACCGGUUGGCAAUAAUUCGAAUCAAUUACAUCCUAUCGACUGGGAGGAGACGGAAGAGACAGAGGAUAAGACACCAUUGAUAUCGUCAUCCGUCGACAAUUUAGCUAAACGCCUUGGUACGAGAGAAGUGAAAAAAAUUCCUCGGGCAAAACCCGUACAACCACCAAAGAUUAGAGUCAAGGUAUUCAACGAUACAUCCUGGGCCGUGGAUUCGAGUUGGGAAUUUAUCGGAAACGAAGGAGACGAUUGUGAGCCAGAUUACGACUGUGAUGCAGAUUACGAUGGAGAAAACGUUGCGAGAAAGUUUCCGGACGAGGAGUGCGAUAAGGAUAUUGUAGGGAAUACUUUGACCGUUCAGAGUAUCAUUCUGCAACGGUACCCAGAAUUGUUAAAACCACCGGAUACGUCAGAGUCGGUGUAUAGCGACAGAAACUCCUCGUACGAUAAUGUCGAAAAGAGGAAUGAAAGAGAGGACACGCCGGAAUCGAGAAAGGAUCAAACGUACGACCCAUCCGAAUGGGAAACUAUGUUAGAUACGGACGAGAGUGAUGUAGAGAGAAUCAAGAGAAACAAAAGCUUCAAGGAAAGACUGGAUCCUCUCUUGUCACCACCGAGAUUACAAGCUCUAAGAAAUCGCGACGUGAGUGGUACUGGUUCAACGAUAAGAUCGUACGCCCUUCAAUUAGCAGCCGACAAAACAACCACGUUCUCCCAAAAUAUCGACAAUUUUAUUCAAUGCACGAAGGAAGGCAAGGAAGCGAGCCCUCAUGUGGUCAUGAGGAAUAUGCGACAAUUUAUGUCAGGAAUGAAGAAUUAUUUGGUGAAGCACGGUGAACGAGAGUUCGAGAAAGAAGUUGAGAAAGAGAGAUUAAAAUUAAAACCGAACGAAUUUUUGAAUCUUGAUGCCAUUCUGGAAGGUGUGAUGAUGAGUCUCGUUGUACGGCCACUUAGAGAGCACGUUUAUAGGCUCUUCGUUGAUCAUUAUGCUAGCACGGGCUCUCUUCAAACGCUCGCUGAAAGUAUUCAACAUGCCCAGGGUAAACACGUUCAAGAUCUUGGUGUUCGACCAAAAAUUAUACCUCCGUCGGAAUCAAGUCUGGAACGUAUAUUGAAGUACCUCGAACGACUACAGAAAGCAGACUCCCCAUUGGAUAAGUUGGAGAAUUUAUUAGCUGCAAUAUCUGCAAUAUUUAACUCUAUUAAACAUGCCAAUUCCGGAAGGCACGUGACACUAGGCGCAGAUGAUCUUUUACCUCUUCUCGUCUGGGUAUUGGUUCGUGGUAAGAUCGUAGAUGCCGAGGUUGAAGCCGAGUAUAUGUGGGGCCUCCUUCAUCCUUCUCUCCUUACUGGAGAAGGUGGUUAUUAUCUGACGACGCUCUCUAGUGCGGUGCACGUUUUGAAGACUUUCAAAUCCAGUCAUGGAACAAUGUCUACGUUAAACGGCUGUGGAACGCCAGACUGUUCUUCUGUUCUACGUAUUCUUGUACCAGAUGAAUUACAUGGUUCUUUGAAUACUAGAACGUUACCAGUGCGGCCGAAUAUGAAUACCAGAGAUAUUUGCCGCAUUCUUGCACACAAAAUAAGAUGCACCAACCCUCAGGAUUAUGGUCUUUUCAAAUUGGUGCAAGGAGAAGAAACGCUGUUAGGCGAUCAUGAAUGCCCGCAAGAGCUCUCUCACUGCCUUUUUGCCUAUAAACGAAUCGAUGCGAAGAUAGCCUGGCCGAAAACCAGUUCUUGAACGUCGCGAAACAGCGUAUUUUUUAUUAAACUAAAUUAGAUUUGUAUCAUUCUCGUGUUGUUCGUAAGUUCGUGGCACAUUGUCAUUCUAUAAUUAUUCUACUCUGACUGAACUAUCUAAUAAGAUACGUCUAUGAAACUGGUGUGUCAAUCCAUGUAACUGAUUGUAUCUUAUAUACAUUUCAUGUUAUUGCGAAUAGUACCAUUGUUCUAUUAGAUCUGUACAACAUUUUCUCUCAAUCAGAAUUUUUUAGAGAUCUUUUUCAUUACAUUCUAUUCAUACAACAAUUUUAUUCCAAGAAAGGCAUUGUUUCACGAUUAGUUUCUUUUUAAAGCACCCAUUUAACUUUACGUGAACAAUAAAAUGCUUUAUAAAGAUUCAUAUCUUACCCUCGAAAUACUUGCCACUCUAGUACUCCUAGUACUUUUUAAUCAUAAAAAUUUUAAAAUAAUGGUAUAUCUCAUAAACUUAUAAAGAGAUAAAAUAUUCGACAGUAUGACUUAUUUUUCUUUUUAAUUGUUAACAUUUUUAUUAAAAGAUAUUUUCCUUGUUAAGAUAUGUGUAAAAUUCACAACCAGGUGGUUACCCCUGGAAAUAUUUCAAGCAGGUGCUAUUUUUAAAAAAGCUUGCUGUAUUAAACUGCGUUAUUUAAAUCUAAGUUUUACGCGGAAAAUGAUAACAUUAUUCACGAAUCAACGUCAAAAAAUAAAGAUUAAAUAUCGCGUAUGUUCUACUUCUCCAUUUUUAUAUACAAUGUAUCAAUGAAAACCAUAUUAUUCAGUAUUUAAUAUUUCGUAAACAUCUACAUUAAUUAAUACGAUUUUAUUCUUUUAGAUGAGCAGAGUGGGAUUCGAAUUAAGAGAGCCAUGUUAUUCGUAAUAAAAUUGUGAAAAGUAUGGAACAAAAAAUACUUAGUUUUCCAAAAUAAAUAUUUAUUUCGACGUAUAUAAAUUAAAAAUAGAAUUAGAAUCAAUUAUACUUAAUUCCCUUUUUCCUAUAGAAAGUACGCCAUUGUGCGUCUUAAUUAAGGACAUGUCAUGGUUGCUAUAAAAUUAACAAAAAAAGAAAAGAUACAACGAUAGAUCUAUGGUCUCUAUGAUCGAAACCAACUUUGCGAAGGGAGUACUAUACAUUUUCUAUAAUUGAUUAAGCUGUAGGUUCUUGAUACAAAUUAUAGAAUAGAACACAAAAGACUAGUUUAGACUCUAUUUUAAGUACUUUUUAUGACACAUGGUGAAAUACUAGAUAAGCGAUUUGUAUUUUAGGCAAUGUUCGUAUAUUUAUUGGAAGUUGUAUACAUAUUUUUCAACAUUUUUCGAAUGUUUUUUUAAAUAUACAUUUUUUUUUAGAAUUUGCUCGACUGAUUUGGGCAUCGAUUAUAGGCUGUGCGAUGUUAUUAAGACUUGACGUGCAAACAACAUUAAUAACAGAAGACGAUGUGCAUUUCAAAUAUAAUUACUAUUAAAUGAAAAAUAAGAUUAUAAAAAUGUGUAUCGCGAAAUCACCGAUAUUCAAAAUUUAAAAGCAUUACUUAAUAACGAAUCUUGUACGAAUCAGUGGAGCACUUAUUAUCCUGUACUAGGAGAUAGUACUUGAUAUCCAUAAUAUUAGUAAUUAUAUGUACAUUUCUUCUCAUCUAAUUUAUUAAAAGCGUUUUUAAUACAUGUAUAUGUAUAUAUAUUCGUUUAUACACGUUAUACGUGUAUAUUCGUGUAUAUUUAAGACAUGUAUGAUAAAUAUUCGUUGCAUAGACGUGCUUUUAUUCGUUUUCUUAAUAUGAUUAACUAUAAUGUCAAUGCUUCUAAUUAUGCUAGUCAAGCCAAUACAAAUCUAAAGUUUGUAAAAGGAUCUUUAAAUGUAAUUUUUCAGAUAGGUUAAUCUGCUGAAAAGUAUAUCAUUAUCAUUCUUGUUGCGAUUAUUAUUAUUAUUAUAAUUAUUAUAAUUAUUAUAAUUAUAAUUAUUAUUAUUAUUAUUAUUAUUAUUAUUAUUAUUAUUAUUAUUAUUAUUAUUAUUAUUAUUAUUAUAAUUAUUAUUAUUAUUAUUAUUAUUAUUAUUAUUAUUAUUAUUAUUAUUAUUAUUAUUAUUAUUAUUAUUAUUAAUACAUCUGUAAUAUGUAACUUUAUGCUCAAUAAACAUUUUUCUAUAAUACCAAUUGAUGGGAAAUACACGUGAAAAACAUUAGUUUGAGAAAAAUAUUUUAUUAGUUUUUCAACAAAUAUACAAUGUUUGUUGGCACAAGAAUUUGACGAAUUCUGAGAAAAACAGAAUAAAACAUGUACGUGCGAGAGUGUGAUUCUAAUUCAUCAAGUAUCUUCUCGAAAAAUAAUCAGUAAUAUUAGUGAAAUAGAAUUUGAGACAAAUUCAUAUCGAUAAUGUAAUGUAAUUGUAUCGAUUGUCGAUAACAUAGUAUAUCUAUUUGAAACAAAGAUUAAUAUUCGUAACCAAUGGCUUUGUGUAACGUCACGAUAAUCGAUAAAGCAAACAAAUGACAAUUGGUAA
This is a messenger RNA of Vespa crabro (European hornet), 8494 nucleotides long. RefSeq names its product protein sprint (gene spri). Gene Ontology annotation, molecular function: small GTPase binding; guanyl-nucleotide exchange factor activity. The coding region runs from base 1892 to 5995 and encodes 1367 amino acids. Gene Ontology annotation, biological process: signal transduction; vesicle-mediated transport. NCBI's taxonomy places the organism in Eukaryota, Metazoa, Arthropoda, Insecta, Hymenoptera, Vespidae. The record is from RefSeq and is a predicted model, not a curated record. Gene Ontology annotation, cellular component: cytosol; endocytic vesicle. The transcript is spliced from 16 exons.